AUGGAGGUGACGGCGGACCAGCCGCGCUGGGUGAGCCACCACCACCCGGCGGUCCUCAACGGGCAGCACCCGGACACGCACCACCCGGGCCUCGGCCACUCGUACAUGGACCCGGCGCAGUACCCACUGCCCGAGGAGGUGGAUGUACUUUUUAACAUCGACGGGCAAGGCAACCACGUCCCGCCGUACUACGGAAACUCCGUCAGGGCCACGGUGCAGAGGUACCCUCCGACCCACCACGGGAGCCAGGUGUGCCGCCCGCCUCUGCUGCACGGGUCCCUGCCCUGGCUGGACGGCGGGAAAGCCUUGGGCAGCCACCACACCGCCUCGCCCUGGAACCUCAGCCCGUUCUCCAAGACGUCCAUCCACCACGGCUCCCCGGGGCCGCUCUCCGUCUACCCCCCGGCCUCGUCGUCGUCCCUGUCGGCCGGCCACUCCAGCCCGCACCUCUUCACCUUCCCGCCCACGCCGCCGAAGGACGUCUCCCCGGACCCGUCCCUGUCCACUCCGGGCUCGGCCGGCUCUGCCCGGCAGGACGAAAAAGAGUGCCUCAAGUACCAGGUGCCGCUGCCCGACAGCAUGAAGCUGGAGGCGUCGCACUCACGCGGCAGCAUGCCCGCCCUGGCCGGGGCCUCGUCGUCGGCCCACCACCCCAUCACCACCUACCCGCCCUACGUGCCCGAAUACAGCUCCGGACUCUUCCCGCCCAGCAGCCUGCUGGGCGGCUCCCCCACUGGCUUCGGAUGUAAGUCGCGGCCCAAGGCGCGGUCCAGCACAGAAGGCAGGGAGUGUGUGAACUGCGGGGCGACCUCGACCCCCUUGUGGCGGCGCGAUGGGACCGGGCACUACCUUUGCAACGCCUGCGGACUCUACCACAAAAUGAACGGACAGAACCGGCCCCUCAUCAAGCCCAAGCGAAGGCUGUCGGCAGCCAGGAGAGCCGGGACUUCCUGUGCGAACUGUCAGACCACGACGACCACCCUCUGGAGGAGGAAUGCCAAUGGGGACCCUGUGUGCAAUGCCUGCGGGCUCUACUACAAGCUGCACAAUAUUAACAGACCCCUGACUAUGAAGAAGGAAGGCAUCCAGACCAGAAACCGAAAAAUGUCUAGCAAAUCCAAAAAGUGCAAAAAGGUGCACGACACGCUGGAGGACUUCCCCAAGAGCAGCUCGUUCAACCCGGCCGCCCUGUCCAGACACAUGUCCUCGCUGAGCCACAUCUCCCCGUUCAGCCACUCCAGCCACAUGCUGACCACGCCCACGCCGAUGCACCCGCCGUCCAGCCUCUCCUUCGGACCUCACCAUCCCUCCAGUAUGGUCACCGCCAUGGGCUAG
This is a messenger RNA of Lepus europaeus (European hare), 1335 nucleotides long. It is a transcript of the gene GATA3, whose product is annotated as GATA binding protein 3. The coding region runs from base 1 to 1335 and encodes 444 amino acids. The record is from RefSeq and is a predicted model, not a curated record. The transcript has 5 exons. Gene Ontology annotation, biological process: cell fate commitment; negative regulation of transcription by RNA polymerase II; positive regulation of transcription by RNA polymerase II. Gene Ontology annotation, molecular function: RNA polymerase II cis-regulatory region sequence-specific DNA binding; zinc ion binding; DNA-binding transcription factor activity, RNA polymerase II-specific. NCBI's taxonomy places the organism in Eukaryota, Metazoa, Chordata, Mammalia, Lagomorpha, Leporidae. Gene Ontology annotation, cellular component: nucleus.